Molecule: messenger RNA, 870 nt
Organism: Aspergillus saccharolyticus JOP 1030-1
Lineage: Eukaryota; Fungi; Ascomycota; Eurotiomycetes; Eurotiales; Aspergillaceae
Product: N-terminal L-serine N(alpha)-acetyltransferase NAT4
Exons: 2
Coding region: 1-870 (289 amino acids)
Cellular component (GO): nucleus
Molecular function (GO): histone H4 acetyltransferase activity; protein N-terminal-serine acetyltransferase activity; histone H2A acetyltransferase activity
Source: RefSeq, a predicted model, not a curated record
AUGCCCACAUCCACCCACUCCCACCGUAUAAGCAAACCGCCCAGCAAACGGGGGUCCCGACGCGCAUCACGCAAGACAAGCCAGCCAGCAACUCCACCUCUGCAGACCACACGUCAGCCAGAGCAACCCACGACCCCCACAAAUGAACCCCUAGUCGAACGCACCAACAGCCUUUCCCUGGAGGAAUUCACUCGCCUCUACGUCCAAAAUGAAGAUCUAGGCAUUACAAAUGGCUCUUCAAGCCCCGACGGACCACAUCCACCUCCACCCUCAUCAUCCGAACAACAGCAACAGCAACAGCAACAGCACCAGUACAAAAUUGACAUCUUCACCGCAUCAACCAUCCCAGACCCGCUCUUCGAGCAAUGCUUCCAUCUCAUCGAGACGACCUCUGCAGAGGCAUACCGAGCCUCCUCGAUUGGAUGGUCGCCGCCCAAGAAGCGCAAGGAGAUGAAGCUGCCAGACAUGAAGUACCUGGUUCUUCGGCGCGCCACCACCAGUGGGAGUGGUGCGGCGGACGUCGCUGACGACGCGGACACGACUUUUAACGUCCUGGGUUUCCUCUCGUUCAUGGUCACCUACGAAGACGGGUUUGAAGUCGUCUACUGCUACGAGGUGCAUUUGUCGGCCGCGGUGCAGCGGCAAGGGCUGGGGGCGCAGCUCAUGCGGGUGUUCCUGCGGAUCGGGGAGCGGGUGGGCAUGCAAAAGGCCAUGUUGACGGUCUUUCGGGCCAAUGGGGCGGCGAUCCGCUUCUACGAGCGGCUGGGGUUCGAGGUCGAUGAGAGCUCGCCGCGGCCGCGCAGGCUGAGGAAUGGGACGGUUAAGGACCCGGAUUAUCGCAUCUUGUCGCGGGUUUAUAGAAGAGAGUGA